Messenger RNA from Melanotaenia boesemani (Boeseman's rainbowfish), 2880 nucleotides. RefSeq names its product WD repeat-containing protein 20. Gene Ontology annotation, molecular function: protein binding. The record is from RefSeq and is a predicted model, not a curated record. The transcript has 4 exons. The coding region runs from base 422 to 2470 and encodes 682 amino acids. Lineage: Eukaryota; Metazoa; Chordata; Actinopteri; Atheriniformes; Melanotaeniidae.
GUGUCACUGAUUGGUUAACUGAGAUAAAAAUCAAGCUGACUUAUUCCGAAUGGCCUCCCCUUACCCCUCGACCACCGUGGGUGCGCGCAGCGCCAAGCCGGGCCAGCAGCAGCAGUACACGCGCCAUCACACGUACUUUACGCACACUGGAUGAUCUGAGCAGAGACCAGCUGGGAAGAGAUGCUUACGCCGGCUCAGAAGGGAUGCUUCUGCGGGGUUAGGCAUCAGGCUGCAGCGUUACGGGUGUAAAAUGAUCCGGAGCGGACCGGGUGUGAUGGUCGGCCAAGCUGAGCUCGGCUGCUGCUCCGAUUCCUUUCUCCCAAUUCUGUUCUAGUAUUUUUUUAAAUUAUUUUUUUUAAUCGCAGCGUUAUUAUUUCCAGGUCAAAAUCUCAGUUUCCUGUGCGGCUUGUUUGCACUAAAAAUGGCCGGAGAUGGCGGCGCUCUGAAGGAUAUCAAUGAGAUUAAAUCCCAGUUCCGGACCAGGGAGGGCUUCUACAAACUGCUUACCCUCUCGGACUCGCAGCAGCGGGGUGGGCUCCCGCGGGGUCCGUCCGCCGGAGCCACGCUGGGCCCCGGAGCAGGACCCGGACCGAUACCCGGUGGAGGGGUCGGGCUGCUGCAGGGGCCCGGGGCUGCCGCCGCGGCUGCUGCCGCCGCAGCCUCUUCCUCCUCCAAUGCCGCAGCCAACUCCUCUCCAGCGGGCUUCCUGCCGCCGGUCCGGGUAUCCAUGGUGAAGCUGCAGCCCGAAGACCCGAGCGAGGAGUCGGAGCGGGUGUGUUUCAACAUCGGCAGGGAGCUAUAUUUCUACACGUACACCAACAUCAAGAAGGCCGUGGACCUCAGUAAGCCGAUCGACAAGAGGAUCUAUAAGGGGACCCAGCCAACAUGUCACGACUUCAACCAGUAUUCAGCCACUGCGGAGAGCGUAGCGCUCAUCGUGGGUUUCUCUGCUGGGCAGGUCCAGUAUCUUGACCCCAUCAAGAAGGAAACCAGUAAGCUCUUCAAUGAGGAGAGAUUAAUAGACAAAUCCAAGGUGACAUGCCUAAAGUGGCUUCCAAAGUCAGAGAACCUGUUCCUGGCCUCCCACGCCAGCGGCCACCUUUACCUCUACAACGUGGACCACCCGUGCGGUACCACAGCCCCUCAGUACUCUCUGCUGCGGCAGGGCGAAGGUUUUGCUGUCUAUGCCUGCAAAACCAAGACACCACGCAACCCGUUGCUGAGGUGGGCUGUAGGGGAGGGAGGCCUCAAUGAAUUUGCAUUCUCCCCAGAUGGCGUGCAUGUGGCGUGCGUGGGCCAGGACGGCUGCCUGCGCGUCUUCCACUUUGACUCGAUGGAGCUACAGGGGGUGAUGAAGAGCUAUUUCGGUGGGCUGCUGUGUGUGUCGUGGAGUCCCGAUGGGAAAUAUCUCGCCACUGGAGGAGAGGAUGAUCUGGUUACUGUCUGGUCAUUUUCUGAAAGCCGUGUGGUAGCCAGGGGGCAUGGCCACAAGUCUUGGGUCAACGUGGUGGCGUUUGAUCCCUUCACAACUUCUCUGGAAGAUGAAGAGCCCAUGGAGCUCAGUGGCAGCGAGGAAGACCUCCACCAGGGGGCACCAAAUAACUCUAUGCACUUUGGGCGGGUUCGAACAAGCAGCACGCUGUCGCGGCUUUCCCGCCACAGCUCUAAGGGUGGCGGCUCGCCAUCAGUCACUUACCGGUUUGGCUCAGUGGGGCAGGACACCCAGUUUUGUCUGUGGGACCUGACGGAUGAUGUGUUGUACCCACGCUUGCCGCUGUCCCGCGCCUUUACUAACACUUUUGGGCCUUCACUGCCCAACUCUAGUAGUGGGGGGGUCAACAGUACCUCAGGUGGGGGAGGGAGCGGAGGGGUAGAGGGACACCACCAUCCCCCUAACACCAACACCGGCACCUCCAACCCACCCACGCUCCCUUUACCACUCCCACGCUCCCUAUCCCGCUCCAACUCUCUGCCCCACCCUGCAGUGGCAAACACCUCCAAGGGCCAGGGUGCCUCUGAGGGUGGUGGGGGAGGUGGAGGAGGUGGAGGGACCAGUGGUGGAGGAAACAGCACUCCAUUCAGCAUCGGCCGUUUCGCCACACUGUCCCUCCAGGAGCGCAAGUCGGACAAGUCUGGCGGCAGUGGAGGGGUGGAGAAGGAGCACAAGCGAUACCACAGCCUGGGCAACAUCAGCAAAAGCAACGACAAAAUCAACGUGGCGCCGAGGUGCAACCGGCUGGACGGGGCCAAAGUCCUGGGCACCACGCUGUGCCCACGCAUGCAUGAGGUGCCGCUCCUGGAGCCGCUGGUCUGCAAGAAGAUUGCACACGAGAGGCUGACAGUCCUGGUGUUCAUGGACGACUGCAUCAUCACCGCCUGUCAGGAAGGUCUCAUCUGUACCUGGGCACGGCCGGGAAAAGCGAACUUGGCAGCUCAGAACGGGAACUCUCCGAGCGGCACGGUUGUAUAGCUGGAGGAGAAGCUUUGCACUCAUCCUUUCCCUUCUCUCACCUCCUCUCUCAUUCGUCGUCGCCUUCUCUGUCCGAGGCCGUCUCCGCCGUCUACUUUUGGAGAUGUUAUGUUUGGGGCCAACAACCAGAGUCUAUCCCCUGCCUGCCACUUCAGUAUUAAACAACCCCCCCCCUUCCGACUACCACCACCAGUACAUCUGUGCUCGCCAUGACUGAAAGGUGGGAAAUUGUUUCUGAAGCCUGAAAACACUGAAGUUCCUUCAGGAGAUUCGUAAAAUUGGUGAAAAAGCCACAAAUUGCUUAGUUCAUCCAUUGGUAAUCAUCAACACAUCUUCCAGGUCUGUUUUCUAAAAAUUAAUUCCGUUUCGUAGUUAGUCGUCCUCUUUUAAAGUCUAUUUUGAUCCACGAA